This is a messenger RNA of Xiphias gladius (swordfish), 1389 nucleotides long. RefSeq lists its product as uncharacterized. Bases 218 to 931 code for a protein of 237 amino acids. The record is from RefSeq and is a predicted model, not a curated record. NCBI's taxonomy places the organism in Eukaryota, Metazoa, Chordata, Actinopteri, Istiophoriformes, Xiphiidae. Gene Ontology annotation, biological process: response to bacterium. The transcript is spliced from 5 exons.
CAGUGGGAGCUGCUGAGAAGUUGAUCCUUAUGAUUCUGCAGUUCUUGGUGACAACUUUUGUCUCAGCAUCUGAUGCAGAUAUGACAUUUCAUUGCAUUACACUGGCCGGUAGGUGUGAUGGGCAAGAUUAAAAACUACAGACACCCCGCCCCUUCAAGCCCCUUUAUAAGAGCUUGGUGGUUCAGACGAUCUCGGCAGUGACACGAUUAAACGCACAAUGAGGAACUUUACCUCGAUAACAGCUUUGUUUCUCUUCUUGUUUCUGCUCUUUGUUUCAGGCUGGAUCUCUGUCUCAGUGUCUCAGUCUCAGACUUUGGAGGUCCAGCCUGGUGAGGAAGUCACACUGUUGUGCUCUAACAUUUCCAAGAAGCCAACUCACACAUUUUGGUCCAGACUUGAUGAUAAAAGAACGGUCAGCUGUAUCGCCUCUAUGUACAGGUCUGAUAGCGAAGCUUCAUUCUGCGAUGGAUUUAAAAAAGGAUUUGAAAUGAGCUCCGACGUCUCCACUGUCUUUCUUAAAAUCAAGCGAGUGGAUUUAUCUGACUCAGGACUGUAUUUCUGUGGAUUUUACAUCAUCAAAAACAUAAUCAUUAAUAAUACAAUACAUUUAAAUGUUCAAGAUAAUAGUGAAUCUAAAGAAGGAGUGGAUUUUGAGACUGAAAAAAUGCCUGAUGGAGAGACAAACCUGAUGAGUGUGAUCCUGGCCGGUCUGACUGUUUUCCUCACUGUAGUCAUCAUUGUUCUGGCCGUUAAAAUCAGGAAACUUCAGAAAGCUGUGACUGCAGAACCACAGCCAGAAAGAAACAAGAAUCUGGGCUCAGAGGACCUGAACUACGCGGCUCUAAGUUUCCAUCCAAAACCGAAAAGAAACCUUAAGACUGCAUCAGAGAGAGAGCUGGAGCCAAAUGUUGUGUACGCUGCCACCAGAUAGACUCAGGAAACUACUGGAACAGCAGCUCACAGUGGGACUGAUUCUUUGUCAUAUUCAUCUGCUAAUGUGUUUUUGUGUGUGGGUAGUGAGUGGGAGGACUCAAUGCCAAAAAAUAAAUUUUGAAUAAUAUUUCUAUAUUGCGGCCGUGUUGUUUUUCACAUUUCUUCCUGUCUCUCUCUCGGUCAAAUUCUCUGUCGUUGUAGUUUUUUCUGCUGUGAAUGCUUGAUGUGUGAUAGAGGAGGAGUCAGAAAGGACACUGAUGACUGUCAAACUUAUUUAUAGGGAGAAUGAAAUGGUCUGUGGGGGGUGGAGUGAGUGAGGUUCACAUCACUUGUUUGACAGGAAGAGACAGCACAGUUUGGUCUGACAACAACCGAGGGGAAAAUCAUGAGGCCUCUAACAUCAAAGAUCUGAAGGAAAGUGUAAAAGGAAGCAGUGAAGACUAACCUGUUGUUCAG